Molecule: messenger RNA, 2551 nt
Organism: Gadus chalcogrammus (walleye pollock)
Lineage: Eukaryota; Metazoa; Chordata; Actinopteri; Gadiformes; Gadidae
Gene: chst6
Product: carbohydrate sulfotransferase 6
Exons: 2
Coding region: 327-1511 (394 amino acids)
Biological process (GO): sulfur compound metabolic process; carbohydrate metabolic process; N-acetylglucosamine metabolic process
Cellular component (GO): Golgi membrane
Molecular function (GO): N-acetylglucosamine 6-O-sulfotransferase activity
Source: RefSeq, a predicted model, not a curated record
AUGAAAUGGACAGUCCUCGUCCCACACCACUCCCAUAGCCCUGGCUCAAUGGCCACGUCCCUAGACUUUAACCACUACCUAAAUGGAGCCUGCGGAGGCAGAGGUAUCGGGGUUGAAGUAAUUGGAGAUACCGUUCGUUGAGUCCACACCACAGGCAUACACUUCUGACAAGCGGCUGCAAAGUCCCAUUACCCCAGAGAGAGAAGUCCUACAGAGCAAUAACUGGACCACAGCAGAGAGGGAGGGAUCUCCCACAGCUUCUCUGACACGGUUCCUCCUGAGCCACUGAAGGAGACAGGGACUGCCUGGGACCCCAGUCCGGCACCAUGGGUCGCUGGAUGCUGUUAUUGGCUUUCCUGUUGCUCCUCCAAGGCACUGCGGUGGUGGUGCUGCUCGGCUGGUACUCCGAGGGCAGCCUCUGCCGGCGGCCCCCGCCAGCCCAGGGCAAGGUCCACGUGCUGCUGGUCUCGUCCUGGCGCUCAGGCUCCUCCUUCCUGGGACAAGUCUUCAGCCAGCAUCCGUCCGUCUUCUAUCUGAUGGAGCCCGCCUGGCACGUCUGGUCCCAGCUGUCAAACUAUGGCAGACGCAAGCUGAAGAUGGCGGUGAGGGACCUGGUCCGCAGCGUGUUCCAGUGCGACCUGUCGGCGGUGGAGGCCUACCUGCCCGAGCAGCACAACGUGUCCUCGCUGUUCAUGUGGAGCCAGAGCCGGGCUCUCUGCUCCCCGCCCGCGUGUGCGCUGGGCGCCCGCGACCGCCUCAGCGACCCCAAUGAAUGCCAGAAAAGGUGUGACGCCAGGGGGCUGCGGGGCGCCGAGGCGGCCUGUCGCAGCUACAGCCACGUGGUGCUCAAGGAGGUGCGCUUCUUCGAGCUGGAGUCCCUGUACCCGCUCCUGCGAGACCCCAGCCUGGACCUGCGGAUCGUCCACCUGGUGCGGGACCCGCGGGCCGUGAUGUCCUCCAGGGAGAAGAAGGCCGCCGCCUUCUACACGGACAGCGGCAUCGUGCUGGACCACGCCAAAGUCCCCGACCAGCAGCUGCAGCUGGAGGUCAUGCAAGAGGUGUGCCGCAGCCACGUGCGCAUCCACGAGCAAGCCACCCAGAAGCCCCCGGACUUCCUGCGGGGCCGCUACAAGAUGGUGCGUUAUGAGGACAUAGUGCGGAACACCCUGGUCGAGGUCAACGACCUGUACAAGUUUGUGGGACUGGAGAUGACCACGCGGGUCGGAGAAUGGAUCUACAAAGUCACCCAUGGGAAAGACUCCAAAGGGGGCAUCUUCGAGAUCAUCUCACAGAACGCCACAUACCUCUCCCAGGCAUGGCGCGCCACACUGGACCACAGCAAGGUCGUACGUAUCCAGGAGUUGUGCAAAGGUGCCAUGUCGUUGCUAGGGUACAGGAUAGUUAAUAGUGUACAAGAGCAGAAAGGUGUCAGUGUGGACCCUGUUAGCCCGAAGGGAGGGUACGAGUUUAGCUGGCUCCCUGCCAAAACAGAGACUGACAAAGGUAAAUGAAAAGAUUGGAGACCCACUGGUCUGUAGAGAGUACACACCUUUUAGGUCCUGACUAUUAGAAAAUCCUUUGGUAAAGACGACUUGAAUGACAAGAACACAAGGGUUGAUGCAAUGUUUUGUGUUGAAUUAACUAUGAACUGUCAAUGAGUGGGGCCAGUUCAUAUAGGUACGCUAUGCUAGUAUUCCUUAGUGUUUAUGUUGAGCAAUAACUAUAUCAACGUUUGGGGCUCAUGCUAAAACAUUCCAGAGGUUUGCACAACACAGACAUCUGAAUUAAAAAAGAUGCUCCACCUAGUCCUAACAGGACUAGGUGGAGAGAUUAUAUCUCAACACUGGCCUGGGAACACCUCAGGAUCCCCCCGUCAGAGCUGGUCAAUGUGGCCCGGGAAAGGGAAGUCUGGGGCCCCCUGCUUGAGCUGCUCCCCCCACGACCCGACCCCGGAUAAGCGGACGAAGAUGAGAUGAUGAGAUGCUCCUAAUUUUGAAUAUGUACAUAUUAUGUAGAAUCGACUUAAUACGUUUUUAAUCAAAGCUCUCUCGCUUAUUAUCUUUUACAAGAUCUUGAACAGAGAUUAUAAUAUUUAUUUGAAAGAAAAUGUAAGAGAAAACCUAUGAUUUAUUUCAAUCUUACAAUGGAAUAGUUACUUUAUUGUUCAUAAUGCUUUUGCUAGAUGGAAAGGGGGAUCUCAAAUGCAAAUGCUUCCAAAGAUCAUCUCACGUGAUAUGUAUUGGGCUAAACCAAAUAAGUUGGGCUCCAUUGGGCUUUUAUUUAGCCUUUUGUAUUUGUCAAAUAAAUUCAAGCUCUGGGAGGUUUCAUGUAUUGCUGAAUAUGUUUAUCCAUCAUUCAGUCUUUGGUCUUAGACAUUUUGGACAAUGGUUAAAUUUCUUUGAAUAUGAAACGCAUGGUUACUUUCAAAUUGAACAGGGACAUUUUAACUUCAAUAUUACCUUGGAAUUCAACACAAAUGUUGUUGCCAAAGUUGCCAAUUCUUCACUGUACAGUCUAACUUUGUGGCCUUGAUAUUAAAAUAAAUAUUUUU